UAAUCACUGUCUGACCUUUGCCGGUUAUUGUCAAGGUCGUGUUCUCUGCGGCAAUUCAUGACAUGCAUUGUCGCCCGAAAUUCUUCGUUUACUUGACAUCUGUUGUUCAGUCGAGUAUCACCUAAAUAAUACAGUGAUACCACGGAUAGUAUAUGAAAGAUCGACACUGCAGCCAAUGACAUUGAUGGAUAUAUUACGGUGAUGUUAUUGGUAUCAUAUUGUGUGCUAGGUGUACAACCAUUACUGAAUUAAAGCCAAUGCUUUUAUGUAUGAAAUUCGCGUACAUUUGCAUUGUCAAUGGGUUUUUUUUUUAGCAUACUAUCAAAAUAUUUUAAUAUCUGUACCCAGUUACAUACAUGUACAUUUGCUGGUUGUAUAUAACAUCGUGAUGAUUUAUAAAGGGAAAUUGUGUUGAACAGAAACAGAUGGAUAUCUUGUUCUUUAUUUAAUUCUGUCAUCGAAAGAAAACCCCAUAUAGAAGCGGACCGGGUCGAUAUAACCGUUCAAAUAGAUUAUAUAAUAAUUAUUUGACAUCAACUCUUCACUUAUGUCAUUUCAAGUGAAAUCAACAACAGGAAAUGAAAACCUGUGAUAGAUAACGCAAUACCGAAUUACAGCCUACAUCCGGCUUUAAAUGCUGACGUGUACCGCUAUUCUAAUUGGCAGUGGCAAACAGUGGCAAAUUUUACAGUUUUCAAAAGACGAAUUAUCACAGAGAAUUGUACCAAGAGCAAAAGACUAAUGUGUGCCUUCUAAAACUGAUGCCGAAGAACUAGAAAUUACAAAUUACAUUCUUCUCGUAAAGAUUUUGGAGUUAUGAUGUACAUUUUAUUUUAGAAUCAUAUUGUUUGAUUCGGAAAAACUGGAGAUAUAUUCGUAUACUUUGAUUAUUAUUAUCUGGAAAUACAGAACGAGAUUUAUAUUUUUAAUAUUGUCAAGAUCACCAACUAUAUAAUAUGUUUUCUUCAGUUCUUUUACUAAUCGCUGUGUUGUCAAUCCUUGUGUACUGGAUAAUAACGUUCCUAUCGACGCCAUCAUCUGAAGAACAUCUGGUUUCUAUCUUGCCAGGCAAGUUACCGUUUAUUGGCCAUGCCUGGAAAAUGGACAUGUCCAAACCUCAUAUCAUACUGGCGAAGUGGGCUCAAAUGUUCGGGUCCAUUUAUCGAAUACAGUUAUACAAUAAUGAAAUUUUAGUCCUCAACGAUUAUAAAAGCAUAUACGAAGCAUUAGUUGUGAACGGUACAGCUGUAAGUGGGCGACCACCUAUGUACAGAACUUCUCAAGAUGGUCGCAACCGCCAUUCCAUUGUGUGGCAGACGUAUAACGACAAAUUAAUGUUUUUAAGAAAAGAAGUGUUAAAAUCUUUGAAAAUGUAUGGACAAGGUCUAGAACAAUUGGAAAGUAAAUGUAUGGAAGAAAUUCAGGAGUUACUGAAACAAUGCAAACUUGUUGAAAACAACCCGGUCGAUCCAUGGCAGAUUAUAUAUGAAUCUGUUUGUAGCAUUAUGCUGAAUUUGGUAUUAGGUUCAGCGAAAAGUCACAAUUCAAAUUCUACAUUGAACAAAAUCAAAGACAUGAAUGUAAUGUUCAACGAUACGUUUGGUUCUGGAAAUUCUCGAAAGAUGGAUUUUUUGCCAUGGAUGCGCAAUGUGUGGUGUUCUGAACAACAAAGAUUGAAAAAAGCAUUAAUUCUCCGGGAUGAAAUUUGGAAUAAUGACAUAAAACCCCUAAUGAGAUCUUCCAGUGACAGCGUUAUCCAUCGCCUUCUUAUGUUUUCGGAGCACCACAGUACGAACGAUUUGAACGUCUCAGAAGAUACCGCUAAAGAGGUCUUCACUAAUCUCAUUCUCGCUGGUACUGACACAACAUCCACAGCAUUAACUUGUCUAUUAUUACUGUUCCUUCAUUAUCCUGACGUUCAAGAAAGGAUGUAUGAAGAAAUAUCGUCAGUUGUUGAUAUUGAUAGACCACCACGGCUCACAGAUCGAUCAGCAUUACCUUAUUGUGAAGCUGUAUUACUAGAACUAUUACGUUAUAUAUCACAUGUGCCGUUAUCUGUACCACAUUACACUAUGCAAGAAACGACCAUAAAUGGUAAAAGGGUCCCAGCGGAUUUAACAGUAUAUAUUAAUCUGUGGGCAUUACAUCACGAUGAAAAUAUCUGGGAGGAUCCAUGGACAUUUAAUCCUGAUAGAUUUAUUGAUGAAAACGGAAGAUUGCUUGGGCCAGGUCAUCAGAAAAGAAGGAGGUUAAUGGUAUUUGGUGCUGGUAGAAGGGUGUGUUUGGGUGAAACGUUGGCUAAAAACAGACUUUUUCUAUUUGCAACAUCAUUGGUUCAGAAACUUACAUUUUCUGUGAUUGAUAGAGAAACACUACCUAGCUGUGACCCCAGAACAUUUGAAAUGGGUUUAGUGUUACACCCGAAGCCAUUUCAGUUAAUCUUAAAUAGUCGAAAUAUACAUAUGUAGUUAGUUUUUAGUUAUAAUAAAGUUAUAAAAUGUUU
This is a messenger RNA of Patella vulgata (common limpet), 2503 nucleotides long. Its product is annotated as cytochrome P450 2U1. The coding region runs from base 957 to 2468 and encodes 503 amino acids. NCBI's taxonomy places the organism in Eukaryota, Metazoa, Mollusca, Gastropoda, Patellidae. Gene Ontology annotation, molecular function: heme binding; steroid 17-alpha-monooxygenase activity; iron ion binding. Gene Ontology annotation, biological process: progesterone metabolic process; hormone biosynthetic process. The record is from RefSeq and is a predicted model, not a curated record. The transcript is spliced from 6 exons.